AAUUGUAAAAGUUUUGUCCAUUCCCUUGCCUAACAUGGAUGACCCUAACCCAACAUUACGGAAAUCCAAACCAUACAACAAAUGCGAUUAUGUUGCUCUGACAGAAAACGGUAUUGUGAUGUUCUUGACUGAUGGUCUUAAGAACUUGUGUAAACGUCUUGUUUACGAAAAAGGAGAGGAGACCGUUUAUUCACAUGUCAAAUACCCAUUGAAGGUUUAUGAUAUGAUUUACAUUAAGGACUUUGAUGAGCUGGCUGUUUCUACAUCUGACGAGGAAGUGCUUUUCUUUGAUUACAAAAGGCUUUAUCAAGGUCUUUCUGGUAUAAAAUAUUGUAUUGUAAAAGAUGACUGUAUAGUUACAUCUAUUGAUUACACUCGUAUGAACGCUAUGGGCAUGUUUUCAAUUGCAGAUGAAUCAGGAUCUUUUACCAUAUGCAUCAGUAAAGAUGUUUUAAAAGGAGGCAUCUUACCACAAAAACUGCUUAAAGACCUGAAUGCAAAAUACUAUAAAGGCGUCUCUGUGUCGACCCUGUUGAAAUAUAAGACUGCAGAUUUUCAUACUUUCAGGAUCUCACUUUUUUCUGACGUAUUAGCUAGUGUGCAGUAUAUUCCUCUUAUCCAUUCUUAUGUUGUCUGUGAGCGUUCAGCUAAGCGCAUGACUGUUGUUAGUUGCAGAUUUUCAUCCUGUCUAGAGUACACAAGGAUAAACACUACAACAUUUAGCAGUGUAGGGCAUUUAAGGUUCUUCAAAUGCGCGAGUUUCACAAAUGUAAGAGAGUUUUUGAUUUCGGGUGGAGACGAUGGUGUUUUACGAACCUGGGUAGUGGGCAAAUUGCUAUGUCAGCAUAAACUGACAGGACACCAAAGUCCAAUUGUCAGUGUCAAGUAUAGUGAUUUGGAGAGAAAAAUUUUUAGUGUUUCAACUGACAAAAAUGUGAGAAUCUGGAAUGAGUCAGAUUUGACCUGUUUGCAGAGUUUCUUCGUUGAUUGUUUGAAAACUAAAACUAUUUCUGCUGUGUGCUACGAGGAAAGCAAUAAUGAGCUUAUUGUGGCUGAUAAAGAUUUAGCAAGAUGCCUUGGACGAGGAACAGAUGCUUUCCAACAACGUAUUUCAAGUCAUGACUUGCCAUUGUGGAAUGUUAUUUACAACAGCCAUUACAAGCAGGUUGUGUCUCUUUCUCAGUAUGGUUUCAUAAGAGUAUCGCAAAUUAAUAGCACUUUCUAA
Molecule: messenger RNA, 1225 nt
Organism: Oryzias melastigma (Indian medaka)
Lineage: Eukaryota; Metazoa; Chordata; Actinopteri; Beloniformes; Adrianichthyidae
Product: WD repeat-containing protein on Y chromosome-like
Exons: 2
Coding region: 35-1225 (396 amino acids)
Molecular function (GO): protein binding
Source: RefSeq, a predicted model, not a curated record